AGAAGAAGCAAACAAAUAAACAGAGAAGAGUUUUCAUUAUUUUAGGCAAAUUUGCUUGCAAAACGUCAUAUAAAAAGUGUCCUGGUGAAAAUCAACAGUACAAAAAACUUUACAGGUAUGCCAGGACAUCGGUCAAGUUUGUGGAAUUGCUAUAAAAAAGAUCCAAGCGGUACGAAAGCGAAAUGUUUAAUUUGCGGCCAGAUAAUGUCGUUGGCAAAAUCAACGUUCACAAAUUUGCGCCGACAUAUUCUACGAAAACAUCCCCAAAUACAAGAGCAAGUAGCACCGCAUCAGACGAACACGUUGGGUAACAAAAUAUGGAUCCAUUUCAUCAAGGAACAAGGCAAACGAGGUAGAUGUCGGUAUUGUGAUCGAUCCAUCAGCUUUCAAUAUACAACGUCCAGUUUGGCCAGACAUGUGCGAAUCCAACAUCCCAAUGUAUGGUUGGAUAGCGAAAACUUAACAGUAGCUCCCAACCAGGACUAUGAUAAAUUGUAUCACGAUGAAGCUGUGCCGAAUAGCGUCGAUGGACUAAUAUCAGUGAACGAAUCGGAUGGAGAAUUUGAAGGCAGCCGGAAUAAUGGGCUUAUCGAGUUGCAACCCGUAAAAAACGCAGGAUUAAGUGAACCGAUUAAACUGGAAAUAAUCGAUUUGAAUCCGCAGCCUAAACGUAAUGAUGAGCAACAGCAUGAGCAGAUCGAGAGAAACACCAGAUUCCAGUCAGAAAGGGCACGUCGCUAUGAUCAAAGAUCCUUGGAGCAGAACGACUCCGAACAGGAAUAUGAUAUGGGGGAAAUUCUGGAAGAAACGGUUAUAGGACAAAUCAUCGAUCCUAUCAAAACAGCCGAGACCAUGGAAGCUGGUUAUACGAAGAAUCCAUUUGAUAUGAAGCAUCUACCGACAAAAGCAGCAGCAUAUGCGACUCAUAUUGCGCUGGAAAUUGAAAGUCUACAGCCGCGGCAAAGGGCCAUAGCCCAGAAGCUUAUCUCGGACAUACUGUUUAAUGGGAAGUUGGAAAAUUUAACCGAACAUUCCAUGCUGAUAGUGCGAGUUGGUACGUUCGAGCACGAAUAGAGUACUGACCAGUAAGGCAUUAGAAGUUUUUGUAUUCAUAAUUGUUUACUAAUUUCCACUAAUGCCUACGAUAAGGAAUAGACGGUGUUUUUUUUGCGUAAGACAUGGAUUUGGUUUAAUUCAAAAUGAUCUUUCUAUCCAUGAUUCACAAGAAUUGAGCCAAUUUUUCAACCCUUCAGACUACGUAAAACAUUUUAGUUCAGUUAGUUAAGAUACCUUUUUGCGUUAGCUAAAAUUUUAAUUAACAGUAGCUUAACAGUAAUCAACUAGAGUAGACUCGUAAAGCUGCAACAAUGAAACGGAAGAUGCUACAAUAAAACAUGUCUUGA
Anopheles moucheti is the source of this 1403-nucleotide messenger RNA. RefSeq lists its product as uncharacterized. Bases 118 to 1074 code for a protein of 318 amino acids. The transcript is spliced from 5 exons. The record is from RefSeq and is a predicted model, not a curated record. Gene Ontology annotation, molecular function: DNA binding. Lineage: Eukaryota; Metazoa; Arthropoda; Insecta; Diptera; Culicidae.